Messenger RNA from Daphnia carinata, 828 nucleotides. It is a transcript of the gene geminin, whose product is annotated as geminin-like. Gene Ontology annotation, biological process: negative regulation of DNA replication; negative regulation of cell cycle. The coding region runs from base 92 to 700 and encodes 202 amino acids. NCBI's taxonomy places the organism in Eukaryota, Metazoa, Arthropoda, Branchiopoda, Diplostraca, Daphniidae. Gene Ontology annotation, cellular component: nucleus. The record is from RefSeq and is a predicted model, not a curated record. The transcript is spliced from 4 exons.
AUUAUUCCUUGUAGCUCCUAGGCUGUCACAUUAGUAAGAGUCUAGUUAGUUACUUAUUUCUAACGAUCGAUCAGAUUGAACUCCAGUCUCCAUGUCCAAGCAUCAAAGCUCGUUGGCAUUUAAAGAGAAUAGUUUUCCAAAGGGAAUCCCACCCUUAACAAUUGACCAAAGUUCCAACAUGGAUGAGAUUGUUGCAGCGCAACGAGUUACUUUGCAAACCUUGCAGCCAUCGGCCAGAACCAAGGGCCUUGUAGGCUCUCAUGGUCAAAUUGUUCAUCAUGGUAAGGAUUCCAAAUCAAAACAGAAAACUCAGGGCAAGAUCCAGGUCUUUGAAGACAAGACAAGCAAUACUGCACUAAAGAAGAUCAUGGUGGAAGAUCGUGGAGUCCAAACUGAUCCAGUAGUACUGGAAGGGUCUAAAUCUACAAACAGUGCUGACAUUGAUGUUGAAUAUUACAGCACUAUGGCUGAACGAAGAAGAGUUGCUCUUGCUGAAGCAUUAGAGGAAAAUGAACAACUACAUCUUGAACUUGAUAGCCUCAAAAGUGAGGUGAAUACCCUUAAAACUGAAAACAGUGUGCUCAAACCAUUAGCUGAUGAAGCUGAAUAUUUAGCUGGUGUUUUAAAGGGUCUUUUGGGCAGUCCAGAGGAAGAGGAACCAAAUGAAGAUGCCACAAAUGCCAGCACAAGUGAUAGUUGACGCUUAUCGACCUGAAGUCAUUUCAAAAUUGCCACGGUACCUCACAUUUGCAUUUUUUUUUUUAUUUUCAUGUCAAUUCUAAUCGGACUUGUAAAAAAAAACGUUUCAAUACAAAAUUUCGAAUUUUU